CGUCAUACACAGAGUGAAGAAGAGAGGGACGUGAACGAAAGCGUUCCCAACAAUAAUACGAGUAAAGAUUCAUUUUACACUUAUAUAAUUCCUCAUUUGAGCACCGACAGCUUAUUCAUUUGAUCGUUUACAGCUGGUCUCUCCGGAAUGGCUGAGCCAAGUGCCAGAUAUCAACAGCUGCCCAAUGAGGAGGAGCCGGAGGAGGCCUCGCAGGUUGCCGUGGAUGCACCACCCCCCUACAGCAGUGUUGCAGCAGAUAAUGCAGCCUAUUUUGACUACAAAGAGGAUGGCGGUUUCCCCAAGCCCCCGUCAUACAACGUAGCCACGACACUGCCCUCCUACGACGAGGCAGAGAGGUCCAAGGCUGAGACCACAGCACCCCUGGGAGCUGGGAGGGAUGAUGAGUUUGUGGCCAGGGAUGACUUUGAGGAUGCCGACCAGCUACGGAUCGGCAACGACGGCAUUUUCAUCCUCACCUUCUUCAUGGCCUUCCUGUUCAACUGGAUUGGAUUCUUCCUCUCCUUCUGCCUCACCACCUCUGCCGCCGGCCGCUACGGAGCCAUCUCUGGCUUCGGGCUGUCCCUCAUCAAGUGGAUCCUCAUCGUACGGUUCUCCACAUACUUCCCUGGCUACUUCGAAGGGCAGUACUGGCUGUGGUGGGUGUUCCUGAUGCUGGGGUGCCUUCUCUUCCUCAGGGGGUUCAUCAACUAUGCCAAGAUCCGCAAAAUGGCCGACUCCUUCUCCCCUCUCCCUCGAACCAGGCUCCUCUUCAUCUACUGAGGGCCGGAGAGUCCUCCGGUCGUCGUUCUACGAUACCGGCUCGAAUGGAGACAUCAAAUUUGGAGAGAAAAAAUUAAACGUUUAGUUUUUCUUUGCUGGAAGACGGCUCGGACGAUAUCAUUUCUUUGUGUUUUUUGAUGUAACACGGUGAAUGCUGAGAUUCUGUCACUCUGUCCCGUAGUGGUCGUUGUCAAGUGCUUUUUGCAAUCAAGUCUGUGGUGUACAAAUAAUGCCUUAUAUAAAUAUAAAUAUAUACAUAUACCAUAUUUAAUAUCUGUGUAGAAGUGGCAUGUGCUGCUCCCCUGUUCACCAGUAGGGGGCAGUCUUGUUUACAUAUAAUGUCCCCAGUUGUGGAACAGUGUUUUAGUAUGGUUAAGAUCCAUCUGUGUAAGCUGUAAGCUGCUGCGAGCAGACUGGCAUGGUAACAUCCAUGGGUACAACUCUGCAGAAGCUUGGUGAAGGCAAUCUCUUUCAGAACAAUCCAGAACUGCUUGUUUUUCUUGCUGUAUACAAUAAUGAAAUUAAAAUGUAAGUCUUUUUAAGAUU
Osmerus eperlanus (European smelt) is the source of this 1326-nucleotide messenger RNA. RefSeq names its product NEDD4 family-interacting protein 1-like. Gene Ontology annotation, molecular function: WW domain binding. Bases 148 to 780 code for a protein of 210 amino acids. The transcript has 7 exons. NCBI's taxonomy places the organism in Eukaryota, Metazoa, Chordata, Actinopteri, Osmeriformes, Osmeridae. Gene Ontology annotation, cellular component: endoplasmic reticulum; Golgi apparatus; perinuclear region of cytoplasm. The record is from RefSeq and is a predicted model, not a curated record. Gene Ontology annotation, biological process: metal ion transport; positive regulation of protein ubiquitination; ubiquitin-dependent protein catabolic process.